Molecule: messenger RNA, 5325 nt
Organism: Lepidothrix coronata (blue-crowned manakin)
Lineage: Eukaryota; Metazoa; Chordata; Aves; Passeriformes; Pipridae
Gene: MLLT3
Product: MLLT3, super elongation complex subunit
Exons: 11
Coding region: 247-1953 (568 amino acids)
Biological process (GO): regulation of DNA-templated transcription
Cellular component (GO): super elongation complex
Source: RefSeq, a predicted model, not a curated record
AGUGUGCAAGGAUCCACCCUACAAAGUUGAAGAAUCAGGAUAUGCUGGUUUCAUUUUACCAAUUGAGGUUUACUUCAAAAACAAGACUUUUGCGUGCCUUUGCUGACUGUGGAGACCUGCAAGUCUCAGGAGUUCUCCAGCAGGAGUUCUGGCUUAGACUGAGAUCAAGAGGGCAACUCACCUCACCCUCAAGCAGCAUGUGGAAUUAGGAAGUUUGCAAACAUCCCUCACCCCUAUUUUGGUGUCAUGGAAUACGACAAGCAGCAGUUGGACUGUGAGUCAGCUAGCUCUUCACACAGCUGCAGCUGCAUGCCCUUCCCUGGGGUGGGUGAAUGCAAAGGAAGAGUGGCACAGAAAUUGAGCUGGCAAAUUACCCCUUUCUUCUGGCUCAGCUAUUCUUCCUCCCUUAAGCCACUUCACAGGUAUUCCAGUACAGAAAAAGAGGAGAUAGACAGAAGGAGGAAGAGGAGACACACCAUCAUCAUUUUUUUCAAGGAAGAACCUAAGAAAGUUCGAUUUGACUAUGACUUAUUCCUGCACCUUGAAGGCCACCCACCUGUAAAUCACCUCCGCUGUGAAAAGCUCACAUUCAACAACCCGACAGAGGAAUUCAGAAGAAAGCUGCUAAAGGCAGGAGGGAUCAUGGUAAUGUCAGAUGGAACAUCAUUCUCUUCAGGACAGAGCCUUCAUCUCCCCAGCCUUCCUAGUAACUCCCUGUCUUUUUCUGAAGCGAAGAAGAAGUCAUCUCAUGGGCCAAAGGACCCAACUAGGAUUCUAAACACAAAUAGCAGCAGCAGUAGUAACAGUUUUUCAAAGACCCACAAGUUAACAAAGGAGCACAAAGAAAAAUCUUCUAAAGACUCAAAAGAACAUAAAAGUGCCUUCAAAGAACCUUCCAGGGAACAUAACAAAUCUUCCAAAGAAUCCUCUAAGAAACCCAAAGAAAACAAACCACUAAAAGAUGAAAAAAUGGUUCCUAAGAUGGCCUUCAAGGAACCCAAGACCAUGUCCAAGGAGCCAAAAUCUGAAAACGCCCCAAUCCUUGCCAUAACUUGUGGGCAGCAGCAAGAAAAGAAGACUCUCACAAAAAGGCCCUCUGUGCUGGACUCUGAUGAAACUUCUGCAAAAAAAAGAAAAAAAAACAACUCGGAUUCGUUAUUUAAAAGUUUUUCUAGCACCCCACCACUGAUUCUUACUUGUUCAGCUGACAAAAAACAGACAAAGGAUAAAUCUCAACUCAAAGUGGGGAGAGUCAAAAUUGAAAAUGAUGCACUGGAAGGGAAGACGUCUACUCUGCCGCCUUUUGAUGAUAUUGUAGAUCCCAGUGAUUCUGAUGUGGAGGAAAACACGUCCUCCAAAUCUGAAUCUGAACAGCCGAGUCCUGCCAGUUCCAGCUCCAGUUCCAGUUCCAGUUUUACACCAUCUCAAAACAGCAGACAACAAGGUCUGUUGAGGUCUAUAAUGAAAGAUCUGCAUUCAGAUGAUAACGAAGAUGAAUCAGAUGAAGCAGAUGAGAAGGACAAUGAUUCUGAGUUGGAACAACCUGUAAAUACACAAGGAGGAAGCAAGAGUCGCAGGGUUAGUCUGAGUGAUGGCAGCGACAGUGAUAGCAGUUCAGCUUCCUCACCGCUACGUCAUGAACCAGCACCACCUUUACUGAAAACCAACAACAGCCAGAUUUUAGAAGUGAAAAGUCCAAUAAAGCAAAACAAACCUGACAAACAAAUAAAGAAUGGGGAUUGUGAUAAGGCAUAUCUCGAUGAACUGGUAGAGCUCCACAGAAGAUUAAUGACAUUGAGAGAGAGACAUGUACUGCAGCAGAUAGUGAAUCUUAUAGAAGAAACUGGACAUUUUCACAUCACAAAUACAACCUUUGACUUUGAUCUUUGUUCACUGGACAAAACCACAGUCCGUAAACUACAGAGUUACCUGGAAAUGUCUGGAACCUCCUGAGGAUUCAGCAUCUGGCUGCAUCAAAAUACUGCUCUUUAAAUGACAUAUGUAGAAAGAUGCAACCAAAACAGAGGGGAAAAAAAAUUAAGCAAUCCUCUGCAUCUUUUAUUUUUCCUUAAAGACAGUCAUCAUCUCUUGAUAAGGGAGAGGAAAAGUGACCAGACUUAGAGGACCAGUCUUUCUCAAGAAGAAAAUGCUCUGGAAGAGUUUGCCUGGAUAGCCUUGAAAAACAAACACAGAAAAACAAACAAAAAUACUUGUUCUUAAUGAAUGUGUAUGAUAUCAUAAACACUGCCUUAUUACAUAACUGAUCUAUUUAUUACUGCAUACAUGUAUCCUAAAGUCCAUGAGUCAUUGAGUGACACUACCAGAUGUUGCAAGUAGUGGGAUCCUAUGUGUGCUCUUUUGAUGCAGUACUUUCGCAAGCCUAGUAACCUUAUUCAUGUUAAAAUGCCACUUUUGGCUAUCUUUCACUAUCAAUUAAAACACUAAAGGUCUUGAUUCCACCUCUGCAGUUCCAGGAAACAAGAUACAAACUUAGUGACCAAACAGUGGUUGUAUAUUUCGUUUCCUGUCUGCCACAGUGAGUUGGACCAGAGCAAGUUGGACCACAGCUCCUUCAUUCUGUCCACUUAUUAAUCUUGACCAUGGUAAAAAAAUGCACCAAAUAGUAUCAUAUGACUUGCCGUCUAGCCUCAGUGAAUAAACCAAUAGGAUUUUUAACAAAAAAUGUUAUGUAUACUGUCAUGAAUCUGGCAACUUUUGCAGUCUACAUUCUUGUAUCUGUUGUAAUGUUACAAAAUUAGAUAUAUAUUAGAGUGAAGGUGUUCUGCAGGAUCGUCAUAAAAGAAUAUACUGGUCCUGUCCUUAAAGAAGAGGUUGUAGAAAAUUCUUAAUUUGGAGGUAUUUAUUACUAUGAAUUUCAACACUCUUCUGCUGCCAGUGUGUGACUCACUUCUACCAUAAAACUCUUUGUGUAACAUUUUUGUUUGCCCAUAUAUUAUAUGGUCUGCUUAGUUUGUUUUGGGGAUUUUUUUCUGGUUUUGUUUGGUUUCUAAAACUGCUAAAUUAAAAACUUUUAUUUUAAAAUAAGUAUGUUGUUAUACAGUUACAUGCUGGAAUAAAUACAUCUAUGAUAUUGUCUGUAUGUGUGUGUUUAUAUAUACAUAUAUACUGCACCUGUAUAUAUAUAUGUGUAUAUAUAUACACACACGCGCGCGCAUAUGUGCUUUUUACACUUACUAGAUUUUGGUAUCUGUUCAAUAACUUGCUUGUGUUUCCAGAAGAUCUUCUUGUCUAUAAAAAUGAGUAUUCUUUCAUAGCAUCUAUUAUUUCUUAAAAUCAGGAUCUUUGUUCAUGCGUGAUCAAAUGAGAGGAUGUGUACUCAGUUUCACAUCAAUGCUUCAUGCUCUCAUAUUGCUGAUGGUUUCUUGAUGGAAUCAUCACUAUUCUAUUAGAAAUGCAAAUUCCUAAAAGAAAAGAGGAAAGAAUUAAAAAAUACUUCUGGAUGCAAAGGUUUAUUCAAGUUUACCAGCCUAAAAAAUGUAUCUUGUUACUAGACAGGCCAGUAUGUCGUGUAUGCUUAUAUGCCACGUGUAGUCUCUAUGUGUAGAGCUGAACAGUAGUAGCUUUAUGACUUACUGUUUCAUGUGCACAGUUUGUGCAGCACUGAAAAACUAUUGGGGUUAUUUCUUAUUCAGAUAGUAAAUCUUAAUACUGUUUCUUUAAGUCCAAAGAAAAUUUUACAUUUUACUCUUUUUGAAAGGGCAUGAUAUGUAUUGGCUGGGGGGCUUUUUUCUUAUUUAAGAUGUUGUUUGAUCACACUCCGCAGGAAGUCCUUCUUAGGCUUCCAGAGAAUAAGUGUACUUUUUCAGUAAUGUUAUGACUCUUAUUGAUGAUUGGCAUGAAGCAUACUUGAAACGUUAUGUUGUUCUUUUAAGUCCGUGUCUUAAUGUGCAAUUGGGGAGGGGUGAAGGAAUGGGAGAAUAAUGUUAACAUUACUAUUGACAGAAGGCCGAUGAUAAUGGGGAAGGGAAUAGGGGUGCAUGUGAAGGGGAUAAACUUCAAUUUUUAUUGAUUGUUUUAUAUGAAAAUGUUUGGAAAUCUAAAAGCAACCUUAAAAAUCUUUGGUCAACCAAUGUGUGUUCAACUUUCCUGUCUUUUAGUUAUACCAGAUGUAUAUAGAAAUUUGUCCAUUUUGACUUUUCUAACUAAGUCUUGUGGUAAAGACUCAUUGAGUUUCAGAAGGGGAUACUUCUAGUACGACUAUUGCACUGUUUUUUUAGAAAUGGUGAAAUGAAUCAUUUUAUCCUUUAAAUAGAUAAGCUUUAUUAUACACUGCGAACAGGGGUGGAAGAAAAGAGAAACUGGGAGAAUAGGCAUAAAAGGGAGAAGACAGCAAUUACAGUAUCAAAUCAGUGCUGAAUUUCAUGCAAACUGUGGAUUGUACUUAAACUCUUAAGUUUUCUAAUUCAUUGGGAGAGAAUAAAAUAGACUGCAGGUGUCUAUCUGUGUACUGACUUUUUCACAAAAUUCUGAUGAAACAGAACUACAAAGUUAUGAUCUAAAUUUAAAAGUUUACUGUUUUCAUCUAAUUGUGUAUGCAGAAACAAAAUAAAUCCAUGUUCACAUAAUUUCUGACAUUCAUAUUUCUCUUAAAGAAAAAAAUAGAAGAUACCUUCCAGACUUUAAUGUCUAAGAGCACUGAUCUUUGGGAUGGGUUAAAGUGUUUUGGCAAACAUUUUAGAGUUUUACUUAACAUCAAGCUAUUUAAAACAGUUAUAUGAGAGAAUUUAGAUUAACUCAUUGCAGUGACCAGGUAGAGGUUAGCAGUAACUUCCAAUAUCUAAAGUAAUUUUCAGCAUAAGUGAGUCACUGUUACUAGAGCAGUAGUUGUAUCCAGUAGCAAAGACAGUUUUCAUCUCACAAGUAACUUUACACGUCAGAAAGUGAAUGUCCAAUUGGUAGGCAAGGUUUAAUUUUUGGUAUUUUUUAGAAAUCUGAAUCUGCUGAGAGGCUUUACAAAAAUUUUAAUAUUGUUUAGAUUUGAAGGCCAUCUUAGUCCAUGCUAAAGAGAAAGAGCAAGAAAGGAGGAAGAGGUAUUCACUGAAGUGAAGAGAGUCUUCCAAGGUAAAAGUAAACCCGUGCUCAGCCUUUAGCCUUUGGACGUAGGAAGCAGUUGAUCAUUUCUCUCUCUUCAUUGGUUUGGUCUUUUUAGGAAAAAUCUAUGCUUUCAAUUCAGAAACAAAGUACACAGAGUACAAUGCAUUUGGAGAGCCCAGUAUAUUUCUAUUGAAGUUUCUUUUAGUCUCUGGGAAGGAAAUCACAAGUUCUUGGGUUUUGCCUGGCCCAUUGUUUUUCUUUCCCAUUCUC